Messenger RNA from Sarcophilus harrisii (Tasmanian devil), 3120 nucleotides. RefSeq names its product forkhead box Q1 (gene FOXQ1). Lineage: Eukaryota; Metazoa; Chordata; Mammalia; Dasyuromorphia; Dasyuridae. Gene Ontology annotation, biological process: regulation of transcription by RNA polymerase II; anatomical structure morphogenesis; cell differentiation. The record is from RefSeq and is a predicted model, not a curated record. The coding region runs from base 295 to 1836 and encodes 513 amino acids. The transcript has a single exon. Gene Ontology annotation, molecular function: RNA polymerase II cis-regulatory region sequence-specific DNA binding; DNA-binding transcription factor activity, RNA polymerase II-specific.
CAGCACUUUUCUCCUAAGAAGGAAAGGGAAGAAGCCGCAGACAGGCAAGACAGAUUCCGAUAUCUCGGCCACCUGCAAAUUACUUCCUCUGAUUUCUGUCUCCGGUGUCCGGGGGAGCUGUCCGAAGGGAAAGACAAUACAGGUGGGCAGGGAGAGGACAUAGGAAAAGGGGACUCUAAAGAGACAGAAAGGGAAUAAGAGGAAAGAGAGGAGGGAGAGAGAGAGAGAGAGAGAGAGAGAGAGAGAGAGAGAGAGAGAGAGAGAGAGAGAGAGAGAGAGAGAGGUGGUAGUGGGAUGAAGUUAGAGAUCUUCAUCCCUCGCACCUCCUACGAGGACAAGACGACUAGCGACCUGGAAGGCGCAAGCGGCAGCCGUGUCCAGUCAUCGCCCCUCUUGGCUACGGGCGAGGAUGAUCUGGGCUCUGAUGAGGACUGCACAGCUAACAGCCCGUCUUGCAGCAGUCUUGCAGGGGAGCUGGCGACGGACUGCAGUCACAGCAGCAGCAACAGCGGAGGAGAAGGGAACGGGGGCGGCUGCUCCAGGGAAGACCCCUCGUUGGCAGUCCCGGCUUCUGAAGGCGCUUCCACUGAGCCAGAAGGAGACUCCAUCCCCAGCAGUGGCGGCGGCAACCCCAGUGGAAGCAAUUGCGAGGGAGGGGGCGGGCGAAGCAAGCCCUACACCCGACGACCGAAGCCCCCUUACUCUUACAUCGCGCUCAUUGCCAUGGCUAUUCGCGAUUCGGCCGGGGGCCGCCUGACCCUAGCCGAAAUCAACGAGUAUCUCAUGGGCAAGUUUCCUUUUUUCCGAGGCAGCUACACUGGCUGGCGCAACUCAGUGCGGCACAACCUCUCGCUAAACGAUUGCUUCGUUAAGGUGCUGCGCGACCCCUCCCGCCCCUGGGGCAAGGACAACUACUGGAUGCUCAACCCUAACAGCGAGUACACCUUCGCUGACGGGGUCUUCCGCCGCCGCCGCAAGAGGCUCAGUCACAAGGCAGCGGCGCCCCCGUCCUUACAGCCCGAGGAAAACGCCCCCAAUGCAGCGGCCGCAGCCGCUGCGGCAGCUGUGGUAGCUGCUCACCCGGCCGGCGCCGCCCGCCUGCUGCUGCCGCCGCCGCCUCCUCCUCCUCCUCCACCACCUCCUCCUCCUCCCCUGACCUCGGUGGGCCGUGUCCCCGGCAGCGGCGGUACAGGCUCAGCGUCUUCUUCUUCCACCUCCUCCUCGUCCCUGUCUCCGUCCUCCUAUUCCUCAGCCUGCAAGGAAGAAAACACGAGCCCCGCGCGCAAAUUUUCCAGCUCCUUUGCCAUAGACAGCAUUCUCAGCAAACCCUUCCGCCGCGGUGGAGACCAGGGCACAGAGACUCGCUCUUACUCCCAACCCUCGAGGCUACUGUGGUCCGCCGCAGCCGCCGCCGGCACUUCUUCCUUACCGGGCUCUGCUGGAUACCAGACCUUAACUGCCUUCUCUGCAGCCCCGCACCCCCAGCAGCAGUCCCCGCUGUUCCCCAGGGGAGGUGCUCGGGCUGCCGCUACAGGCGGGACUCUGUUGCAGCUAUACGCAUACGGAAUGGGCGAACCCGUUCUCCUGGAGACUAGAAGGAGGGAGACGCCUCUGGCUCCGGCUUCCGAGCCUCGUACAGAGCACAUCCAAGCGCCACAGCUUUUCCUCUCACCUUCCUUCUCCCCUGAAGCCCAGGCCAAGGCGUUCCGAAGCCCGCUGAUUGCGGGCAGUUCACAGUUGUACUGCCCCCUCCGAUUAUCCGGAGCCUUACAAGCAGCCUCGGGAUGCGGCCCCAACACUUACCAACCUUACCCCAUGGAGACUCUUCUCGCCUAAAUGGGAAAUUGUGGAGUGAGAGAAGGUGGUGGUUUCUGAGUUGAGGAAUGGGAGGGGGAGAAAAGAGAAAAUCUGAGCUCUGGGUUUUGCUCUCUACCCAGAAAUUUAACAAAAACAAAAACAAAACAAACAAAAACCCUGAAUUUCACGUGCCUUAAAGCCAAAUGCAUUUUCAACAGAUGUUUUUUACUUAAUUAGUCCAAAAGACUGUUUUAUUUUGUCAUUUAAUGGUCCAAAGCGAAUCUUAAUCAUUGCUUUAAACUACUUGACUUUUCCUCUCUUCUUUACCCAGAACCCCUUCAAUUCUAACCCCUUUAUAAUUAAUUCUCCCGUGAUUUUUCCUAGGCAAAAGAAAUUUGCAACUUGAUCAGGGAACAAUUCCAUAAAAUAUAUGAUGAGACUACUGUUUGGGGAACAUAGGGCCCCACUCUGUGUAUGUAUGGUUGCAUUUGCUGGUGUGUUUGUGUGUGAGAAUGUCAGAGUUUUUAGGUCAGUUCUCUGCUAUAAACCAAUGCAUCACUGUGCCAAAAGAACGAAAACUGCAUAACUGUAACUGAAUUUGUUGAUGGAUUUUCUAGUUAAAUUAUUUAUAUUAAAAAAAACUUUUUAAUUGAAAAUAUUGCAGGUAAUGGGCUACAGCUUUAUCUGUAGUUCAGUGAUAUCUAACUGUAGCCCUUUUGGGACUAAAUAGUUCUUUACAAAAUUAGCAUUAUAAAUUAUGUUGAGUGCCAGGGCCACUGCCCCUGAAAAGCAGGUGUGGUUUUUAUUUUUAAUGUUAUUUUAUUUGUAUCUGUGUACAUACACUGUGUAAAUUUUAUAAAAGUCAGGCAUAUGCUUAUUUUUUAAUAAAAUUCACAAAACAACAGACUACGUAUGGUGUGUAUAUCUAAAGUACCAGAGAUUGUUUAGGUCAAGUGAUGAGAUCCUACCCUGUUCUGGAAUAAGGAAAACCCAGAGUUUUAGGGGAUACAUUUCUAGUGUAGUCCUGCCUUCUUCAAAUGAGAAGCUUUCAGGUUAUUCAGAGUUUUAAAAGGCUUUAUAUUCUUUAACUCUCUGUUUCCUCCACACACACACACACACACACACACACACAUACUCAGAAAUACAUUCCAAGUUGUGUGUCCCAAAACAAGGAAUGUUUUGCCUGGGAUCAUGAGCCUUUAAGCCAACUCAUAUCUAAUGGGGAAGUUACUAUUAUACCUCUUAGAAUAAUCCUUCACUCCCCAUCCCUCCCCUCCAAAACCUAAAAGAAUUGUAGUGUGUCUAGGUCCCAACACACUGAAG